AUGGCCUUCUGGACACAGCUAAUGCUGCUGCUUUGGAAAAAUGUCCUGUAUCGCAGGAGACGGCCGAUCCAGCUCUUGGUGGAGUUGCUGGGGCCUCUGUUUCUCUUCUAUCUGGUGGCUGUAUGCCACUCCCACCCCCGACUGGAGCAACAUGAGUGCCACUUCCCCAACAAGCCGCUGCCCUCGGCCGGCACCCUACGGCUCCAGGGUCUCAUCUGCAGCAUGAACGACACCUGCUUCCCGCAAUCCGCGCCCGCCGAGCAGCCAGGUGUCCUCAGCAACUUCAAGGACACCCUCGUCCCCUGGCUCCUGGCAGAUGCCCACACCAUCCUUGGGGGUGGGGGAAGAGCCCACAGGAUGCUGGCCAGCCUGGGAAAGCUAAUGCCAGUGUUGAGGGCGGCGGGCGGGGCAGCCCGGCCUCAGCCGAGCGACCGGCUGCGGGACCACCUGCCCCUGACCACUGAGCUACUGGGGACACUGCUUCGCCAGCAAUCCCUGGGGUCUGGGCUGGACCAAACCCGGGAGUCCGUGAGGAGCUUCCUGGAGGCGACAGAGAACGUGGCCCAGGAGCUCCUGGCACUGCCCGGCCUGGUGGAGCCGUGGGCGCUGCUGCGGAGACCUCAGGGGACUAGCCGGCCCCUGGAGGCCGUGUCGGAAGUCCUCUGCGGUGCCAAGGGCCCCGGCAUCCGGGGGCCCUCCCUCGACUGGCAUGAGGCCACCCACCUGAAGGAGUUGGUGGGGCAAGAGCCCGCCCCGGGCCUGCCCGACAGCAGCCUGAGCCCUGCCUGUGCUGAGCUGAUGGGGUCGCUGGAAACCCACCCACUGUCCCUCCUGCUCUGGAGGCGCCUGAAGCUGCCAGUCCUAGGGAAAGUGGCUUCACCAGGCGGCUCACGGCCCAGGUUUUUGAAGAAGUUAGCGUUUCCCAGAUUGCGGGCAGAGGAACAGAAUGCACCAGUGCUCAGAGCCACGGGCUGGAGCAAAACGGGAGAGGGGAACCGGACCUUCUAGAAGCUGGCUCCACUGAAGGGCCUCCAGGAGGCGUGGGGUGUGCUGGGACCCCAGCUCUUCAACUACUUGAACGACAGGACAAACGUGGCCAUGUGGCAGUGUGCGACCCUGGACAAGCUGGAGGCGGCACCCUCAGAGGCAGCCCUGAUGGCGCGGGCCCUGGAGUUGCUCGCGGAGCACCACUUCUGGGCCGGCAUCGUCUUCUGGGGCCCGAGGGCUUCGGACCCCGCACAGCUCGCGGGCCCUGGUCACCCGCGCAUCAAGAUCCGCCGGGAUAUCGACGCCUUCGCGAGAACCAAGAAGAUCGGGAACAGGUUCUGGGACCCGGGCCCGGCUGCUGACCUGACAGACCUGCGCUAUGUGUGGUGUGUCAGCGGCACCGAGGCCCGUGCAGGCCUCUACCCGCAGCAGACGCCCUCCCCGUGCUACGCGGAUGACGCGGUCCUGCGUCUACAGAGCCGGUCGCUGCCGCUUUUCCUGACCUGGAUCCACUCCGUGGCGCCGGCGGUGAAGGCCGUGGUGCGAGGGAAGGAAAGGCUGCAGGCCCUGGGGCUCGGCAGCGCGGUGCUGUGGCUCGGCUGGUUCCUCAGCUGCCACUCGCCCUUCCUCGGCAGCACGGCGCUGCUCGUGCUGGUGCCCAAGCUCGAGGACAUCCUCCCCCGCAGCCACCCGGCCGUGGUCUUCUUGCUCUUGGCGGCUUUCGCCGUGGCCACCGUGGUCCAGAGCUUCCUUCUGAGCGCCCGCUUCCCCCGCGCCGACCCGGCGGCCGCGUGAGGCCUGGCCUACUUCGUGCUCUGUCCGCCCUACGUGCUGUGCGUGGCCUGGCGAGACCAGCUGCCUGCGGGUGGUCGUCCCCACCGCAGUCUUCUGUCGCCUGUGGCCUCUGGGUUCGGCUGCGAGAGCCUGGCGCUGCCGAAGGAGCAGGGUGAAGGCGCCCAGUGGCACAGGGCGGGCACCGGGCCCGCCCCUGGCGUCUUCAGCCCGGCCCAGGUCUCUGGAAUCCUGCUGCUCGACGCUGUGCUCUAUGGCCUCGCCACUUGGUGCCUGGAGGCCGUCUCCCCGGGCCAGUAUGGGAUCCCCAAACCGUGGAACUUUCCCUUUCGGAGAAGCUAUUGGUUUGGACCUCGUUCUCCCAAGGGCUCCACCCCGCCUCCCACCCCGAAGGACCCGGAGGGUGAGGCACGAGGAGACCUGACGGCUGCUUCCCUGUCUGUAUGCCCCAUGUCCCCCAAAGACCCAGGUUCCUACAGAGCCCGGUCCUCUGCACACCUCCACCCCCCCCCCCGGCUCCGUGGGGCUCCCCUAACGCCCAUAGGCCCCAGCCCUGAUGGGUCCCUGACUCCACGGGCCAGCGUUUGCGGCCUCCCAGGUCCCGCAGAGCCCCCCCCUACAAAGGGCUCCCGUGGUCGAGCCUGCCCUCCUCCCGCAGUGCCGACAGAAGAGGUCCCACCCGGCUGGAUUCCGGGGGUCUCCGUACGGGGCCUGGAGAAACGCUUUCCCGGCAACCCCCAGCCAGCCCUGCGUGGGCUCAGCCUGGACUUCUGCCAGGGCCAGAUCACCGCCUUGCUGGGCCACAACGGAGACGGCAAGGCCACCAUGCUGUCCCUACUGUGUGGCCUCUUUCCACCCACUGGUGGCUCUGCCCGCAUCCUGGGCCACGAUGAGUCCAGAAUGGGAGCCGUCCGGCCCCACCUGGGCGCCUGCCCGCAAUACGACGUGCUGUCUGACGUGCUGACCUUGCAGGAGCACAUCUGGCGGUCGAAGGGCCUGAGUGCAGGAGCUGUGAGCCCCGAGGAGGCCCGUCUACUGCAGGACGUGGGGCUUGUCCCCACGCGUUGUGCGCAGACCCGCCGCCUCCCUGGUGGGACGCAGCAGAAGCUUUCAGUGGCCAUCACCUUUGAGGGCGGCUCCCGGGUUGUCAUUCUGGAUGAACCCACGGCUGGUGUCGACCCUGCUUCCCGCUGCAGCAUCUGGGAGCUGCUGCUCAAAUACCGAGAAGGUAGGAGUUGGGGGAGGCACGAGGUUCCCCUAGAUUCCGAUUCAGCGGCCAGAAAAUGUCCCGCCCAGCUGCUGUCGCUCGUGCGGUGCCUGGUGCCCGGGGCGCGGCUGGUGAAGGAGCUGUCCUACGGACCCUCGGCUGAACGGCGACCCUCAAACCUGAACGCACCCCUGAUGGCCCCACAGAUCGCCAGCCACAAGCGGCACCUGGGCGCGGGCCUCGCUCCCCCAGACGUGACCUCACGGCUCAAGGUUCUUCCGGAAGAGUCGGCCCUGGAGAACGGGGAGCUAGCGACGGCUGCCCCGGAAACACGGGUCCCGCAGGGCUUCGGGCCAGACCCCGCGGGCCGGGGACAGGGCUGGGCGCUGACCCGCCAGCAGCUCCGGGCCCUGCUUCUCAAGCGCUUUCUGCUUGCCGGCCGCGGCCGCCGUGGCCCGUUGACGCAGAUGGUGCUGCCUGUCCUCUUUGUGGGCCCGGUGCCGGUGCUCAGUCUCCUCGCGCCUCCUGACGGGCCGGAACCUGUCCCGACUUCCUGGUCAAGACCCACCCCCGCCUGGUGCGCCAGGGGCCAGCCGCCACCUGCACGCGUUCAGUUUGCCCAGAGGAGGGGGCCGGCGCUCCGGAGGCUCUCCGUGCCCCCCCGCCCCUGCAUCUCCCGCAGCCUGAAGACCAAGAAGUGGGUGACGAGGUCAGGUGAGGAGGGCCGUUCCCGCGCCCCCUGCCCACCCGCUAGGAGGCUUUCCUGCCCCACCCUCCCUGAGCCCACUGCCCAGCAGGUAUGGGCGCUUCUCCCUGGGGUCCGAGACCCAGGCCUGCCCUCAGGGCAAGAGGUGAGCCACUCAGUGUGGGGGCUGCCGGUGCUGCUGAACCCCCGACCCGGCGGGGCCCUCGACCGUGUCCUGAGCAACCCCACAGCCUGGGCUCACGGCCCGGACACCGAGGACAGCCUCCGGAUCUGGUUCAACAACAAGGGCCGGCACGCCGUGGUGGCCUUCAUCUGCAGGGCCAACGACGCGCUCCUACGUGCCCACCUGCCCCCAGGCCCUGCCCGCCACGCCCACAGCAUCACCACGCUCAGCCACCCCGAGGCUGCGCUGACGCGUGGAUCCUUGACGGCCGCCUCGGUGGACGUGCCCGUCUCCACCUGCGCGGUCUUCGCCGUGUCUUUCGUCCCAGCCAGCGUCACCCUUGUUCUCAUCGAGGCCGGGCCUCUGCAGUGUAUGGGGGGCCCGCCUCCCACUCUUCACUGGCUCAGCAACUUUCUCUGGGACGUGUGGAACUACCUGGUGCCAGCGUGCGUGGCGGCGCUCACCUUUCUGGCUUUCCAGCAGAGGGCGUACGUGGCUCCCGCCAACCCGCCUGCCCUCCUGCUGCUGUUACUGCUCUAUGGGUGAAGCCUCCGCCCCCCUCGGAGCUCGUUCUUUCGUGUGCCCGGCACGGCCUGUGUGGUGCUCACCUGUGUCAACCUCUUCGUCGGCAUCAAUGGCGGCACGGCCACCUUCGUGCUCCAACACUUCUCUGGUCGGAAGCUGCAGGAAAUGAGCCGCAUCCGGAAAAGGGGCUUCCUGGUGUUCCCCCACUUCUGCCUGGGCCGGGGGGCAGUGGACAUGGCGUGAGACCAGGCCGUGGCUGACGCCUUCGAGCGCUUAGGAGACGGGCAGUUCCAGUCCCCCCUGCGCUGGCAGGAGGUUGGUAAGAACCUCUUGGCCGUGGUGGUACAGGGGCCCCUCCUCCUCCUCCUCCUCCUCAUGCUCUUGGCGACCGCCUGCUGCCACGGUCAACCCCAGCUGAGGUCGCUGCCCCUCACCCCCACCCCGGGGCAGGAGGAUGAGGAUGUGGCCCGUCGGGAGCGGGUGGCCCGAGGGGCCACCGAGUGGGACGUGCUGGUGUCGAGAGACCUGACCGAGGUGGGCGCAGUGCUGGGUUGGGGGCUCCCGCUGGCCCACCCACCCUCUCAGGGACCUGAACACCUCCCAGGCGUGCCGUGGGCAGAGGGACGCCAGCUGUCGAUCCCCCCUGGUGGGGUGAGAGUCCAGGGUGAAGGUCCUGAGGCAGGGGCAGUGAGGGGCUGCCCUACUGUGCGCCCACUGCCCUUUACUGAACAACUGAGCACAGGUGCCCGCGCGCUGAGCAACUACGGACAGUGGGGCAGGGAUCUGAGACCUUGCCGAGUGCCGUCUGCGGGGCACCCGCGGUGUUUCGGGCCCGUGGGGGUGAACGGAGCAGGGAAGACGUCCACGUUUCGCAUGCUGGCGGGGGACGCGCUGCCCGGUGGUGGCGAGGCUGUGCCGGCUGGCUACAGGCACGACCGCCCCUGUUUGCCCCCCCCCUCCCCCGAGUGGCCAGGGCCUAGCCAACUCCCUGAGCCCCCCGUCCCCUGUGCCCCAUCCCCCAUUGCCAGCAUGGCCGGGAACCUUCCGCUGCGCACCGCCACAGGGGCUAAUGCCUCAGUCUUCGAGCUGCUGGCCGGCCUCCAGCACCUGGAACUCUUCGCCGGAAGCUCAGGUUCCCCAGACAGCGAGCUUGGGCGCGGCGCGCCUGGGGCUCCUGCAGUUUCGGACCCACCUGCGGGCACCUACAGCGGAGGCAACAAGAGGAAGCUGGCGACAGCCGUGGCGCUGGUGGGGGACCCGGCUGUGGUCUUUCUGGUGCGUGGGGGCGGGCCUGGGGGAGACGGCUCGGGCUCGGCUGAUGAGGGCAUCCCCCCCGGAGAGUGUGUGGCGCUCUGCACGCUCCCGGCCAUCACGGUGACGGGCGGGUCCGCUGUCCGGGCGGCGCGCAGCCCCUCGAGAGCAGGUGAGCGGGGCCACAAGAGCGCAGACACGGCCACGCGACGCCCACCCGGCUCUACCCUGAGCGGAGGCGAGGCUCGAGGGCUGGCGGCGGGGCCGAACGGAACCGGGACGGGUCCCGGGGCUGCCGGACGAGGGUGGGUCCGGGGAAGGGGCGGGCCCGGGAGGGAAGAGGGCGGGGCCCGGAGCGGGCGCGGCCCGAGGGGGCGGGGCUGGGGAAGGGAUGGGCCCACGGGCGGGCGAGGCCCGGCAGGAGGAGGGGGGCGUCUGGAGGGGCCAGGUCUCGGGGGGCAGGGCCAGAGUGAGCUGGAGGGUGGUGUGGGCGGGCCUCGGGCGUGUCCAGCAGCCCCCGGCCCCGCCCACCCACCCACCAACCCACCCGGGUUUGGCGCCGGCCACACGCUGACCCUGCGGCCCGCAGCGCGGUCCGAGUUGGCGGAGGCCUUCGAGGCGGCCGCGUUCCGCGGCCGCCCGCGCUUUCAGGUGCCGCCGGGAGGGCGCUGCGCCCUGGCUCGCGUCUUCGGAGAGCUGGCGUGGCGCGGGGAGGAGCGCGGCGUGCACUUCUCAGGGAGCCAGACCACGUUGGCGCGGGCGCCCGCCGCGCCUGGACGGGGCUGAGGAUAAGUGGGGCUGGGGGCUGGGGGCUGGGGGCCGGGCCGGGGGCUGACCGCCCCUCCGGCCGCCCUCCCCCAGGUGCUCCUGUACUUCUCCAAGGCCCAGGGGGAAGAGGAGGGGGACGGGUAGGAGGCGGGAGUGGGGGCAGGCCUCGUGCCACGCCCACAGCACCCCGACUCCUCACUGGGCUCCUCGAGGACCCCAGCACCUCCUGUGUGGGGUUGCUGGGAGACUCCGGCAGCCCAGUCGCAGGCUCUCAGAGGAUCCAUCGCCCUGGAGGAAAUAGAGAACUCAUGGGGUGAAACCGCGCGCGCGCGCGCGCGCGCGCGCGUGUGUGUGUGUGUGUGCGCGCGCGCGCGCGCACAGGCUGCAGGUCAGUCCAAACACGGCUCUCCAUAUGCGUCUGGACACUGGCCCCUGUUCCCCGAGUGUCCCCCACGUGU
Messenger RNA from Lynx canadensis (Canada lynx), 6857 nucleotides. RefSeq names its product ATP binding cassette subfamily A member 7 (gene ABCA7). Lineage: Eukaryota; Metazoa; Chordata; Mammalia; Carnivora; Felidae. Gene Ontology annotation, biological process: phospholipid efflux; cholesterol efflux; transmembrane transport. Gene Ontology annotation, molecular function: phosphatidylserine floppase activity; apolipoprotein A-I receptor activity; ABC-type transporter activity. The record is from RefSeq and is a predicted model, not a curated record. Gene Ontology annotation, cellular component: intracellular membrane-bounded organelle; membrane.